AACUGGCAAACCGGGUCCCUGCGACCGGACUUCCGGCUAGGGGGCGUGGCCUCGCGCUGUCUCUGGACGGGGCGGGGCCUGCUGGGCAGAGCUGGAGCCGCACCCUAGCAGAACUGCGCAGCUCCAGUCUACACCAGGCGUGCGAAGGUGAUCCAGAGCCAAGAUGGCUAUCCUCUCUAAGGAAUAUGGUUUCGUGGUCCUCACUGGUGCUGCCAGCUUUGUGAUGGUGAUGCACCUGGCUCUCAACGUGAACAAGGCCCGCAAGAAGUACAAGGUGGAGUACCCUGUCAUGUACAGCACAGAUCCUGAGAAUGGCCAUCUCUUCAACUGCAUUCAGCGAGCCCACCAGAACACGUUGGAAGUGUAUCCUCCCUUCCUAUUUUUUCUAGCUGUUGGAGGUGUUUACCACCCGCGCGUAGCUUCUGGCUUGGGCCUGGCCUGGAUUGUUGGGCGAGUUCUUUACGCAUAUGGCUACUACACAGGAGACCCUAGCAAGCGGUAUCGUGGAGCUGUGGGGUCUCUUGCCCUCUUUGCCUUGAUGGGCACAACAGUGUGCUCUGCUUUCCAGCAUCUUGGCUGGAUUAGACCCAGCUUGGGCGGUGGGUCAAAGUGUCAUGUCACCACUGAAAAAAUCAUAGGGGUUCAACUCUGAUUCAUUUUGAAUGACUUACCUUUAUUUCCAGUUACAUUUUUUUCCAAAUAUAAUAAAAACUUAUAUGGCAUUAGCCUCAUAUCUAAAC
Molecule: messenger RNA, 740 nt
Organism: Nannospalax galili (Upper Galilee mountains blind mole rat)
Lineage: Eukaryota; Metazoa; Chordata; Mammalia; Rodentia; Spalacidae
Gene: Mgst3
Product: microsomal glutathione S-transferase 3
Exons: 6
Coding region: 164-652 (162 amino acids)
Cellular component (GO): nuclear envelope; endoplasmic reticulum; membrane
Molecular function (GO): glutathione peroxidase activity; glutathione transferase activity
Source: RefSeq, a predicted model, not a curated record